AUGCCGCCUCCCGCACCAACCGCAGCGCGCCACUUGGCCUCCCGCGCCGUCCCUACCGCCGCGGCCCGCCGGGCCCAGGCGCGGCCCGCCCAGGCCCGCGCGGCCGCCCGAGCCCCCCUGCCCGUCGCCUCCAGCGUCGGCGCCCCGCCGCCGCCUGGCCCGCCCCGCUCGCCCCGCUCGCCACCCCGCGCGCCUCCUCCCUCCGCCGCCGCGCGCCUCGCCACCGAUCGUCGCCGCCGUCCACCACCGCCGCGAGCUCCGCCGCCACCUCGCGCCACCACCCGCGCAACCGCCGCACCUUGCCUCGCCUACCCCGCCGUCCGGUCGCCGGCGCGCCGCCUGCCGCCGCCGCGGUCCUCCUCCUCGCCGUCUCCUCUCCCUCCGCACCGGUCUGCGCCGCUCGCCGGAGUUCCGGCCCGAGCCGAACCCUAG
Messenger RNA from Aegilops tauschii subsp. strangulata, 432 nucleotides. The record is from RefSeq and is a predicted model, not a curated record. Lineage: Eukaryota; Viridiplantae; Streptophyta; Magnoliopsida; Poales; Poaceae.